Molecule: messenger RNA, 2343 nt
Organism: Vicia faba (fava bean)
Lineage: Eukaryota; Viridiplantae; Streptophyta; Magnoliopsida; Fabales; Fabaceae
Source: the annotation of a GenBank genome assembly
AUGGCUAUGGUUCUAGAUGCAGUUAUUGGAAAAGUAGUGGAUGAGCUAUUGAGUUCAGUUGUUGAAAUGAAGAACAAAGCCUUGAAGUUCAAAUCAACUCUAGAAAGAUUAGAAAAAACUCUCGAAUCAUUAGCACCAUUGAUGAAUCAAAUAGAUGAACUCAACAAGAAACUGGAUCGACCAGCUAAAGAAACUGAGAGACUAAUCCAGCAUAUGAAAGAUGGAAAAGAACUCGUUCUCAAGUGUUGUGAUGAAGACAGAUUCCAGUGGUGGAAUUGUUGUUACAAGAAGGCGGAGUAUCAAGAACAGCUUGAAGAGUUGGAUGGUGAGAUUAGAAGAUUCUUUGAGCUUGAUUUGAGAGCUCAAGAUGCGAGGAAUGGUUUGGAAACACUUUUGGAGAUUAAAGAGUUUCGUGCUGAGUUUAGAAGUGUUGGGUUGAGGAAUGAGAGGAUUGAACUGAGAGGUGUUUGUUUGCCUCCUCAACCGCCGGGUUUUAUUGUUGGGUUGGAUGGUCCUUUGAAUGAGUUGAAGAUGAGGUUGCUGAAAGAUGAUGUUAGUGUUUCUGUUGUUACGGUUACUGGUUCUGGUGGUUCGGGGAAAUCUACGUUGGUGAAAAGGUUUUGUUGGGAUGAACAAGUAAAAGGUAAAUUCAAGGAAAAUAUCUUCUUCAUUACAUUUGCAAAAGCACCAAAACUGAAUGCUAUAGUGCAGAAACUGUUUCAACACACUGGCUACCAAGCUCCCGAUUUUCAAAGCGAUGAAGAUAUGUUUAACCAAUUGGAACAAUUGAUGAAACAAAUUGUGAAAAAUGGCCCGAUACUGUUGGUCUUAGACGAUGUUUGGCUAGGAUCGGAAUCACUUGUUGACAAUUUUGUGUUUGAGAUUGCUAAUUACAAGAUUUUGGUGACAUCAAGAUUUGCUAUUGGAAGAUUCGGACAUCCGUUCGUCUUGAAACCUCUUUCGGAAGCAAAUGCUAUAAAUUUGUUUAAGCAUUCAGCUUCCUUAACUAAGAGCAACUCAGAUAUUCCGGAUGAUGUUGUGAAAGAGAUAGUAAGAGGUUGUAGCGGUUCUCCCUUAGCACUUCGAGUGAGUGGAAGAUCGUUGAGUAACGAACAACAGAUAGUUUGGCUUAACAGGGCUAAGGAAUUAUCAGCUGGUGGCUUAUUUCCUGAAGACCAGAGGAUCCCUGUCGUUGCCCUCAUUGAUAUGUGGGCAGAAAUAAGGAAUGAAGACGACGCAACUGCAGUGGAAAGAAUCUAUAAACUAGUUAACCUCAACUUAGCUGAUAUUAUUGUCACAAGGAAAGUUGCGAGUGGCACAAUUGACUACAACUACCAUUAUGUUACACAACAUGGUCUUCUUCGUGACCUAGCCAUCCGUAAUAAUAGCCACGAGCCCGAGGAUAAGAGGAAUAGGCUCAUAAUUGACACAAGUGCAAAUAAUCUUCCAUCAUGGUGGACUUCAGAGACUGAAUAUCACAUUGCAGCUCGCGUUUUAUCUAUAUCAACUGAUGAGGCAUUCCCUUCAAAAUGGUGUAACUUGCAACCAACUGAAGUUGAGGCUUUAGUGUUAAACCUGAGAGAAAAGAAGUGCACACUGCCAAUGUUCAUGAAGAAAAUGACCAAACUAAAAGUUUUGAUAAUCACAAAUUAUGAUUUCUAUCAUGCUGAAUUAGAUAAUUUUGAGCUUCUCGACCAUCUAUCAGGUCUCAGACGAAUCAGAUUAGAGAAAGUCUCGAUUCCUUUCCUCGGAAAAACAAUACUACAACUGAAGAAUCUUCAAAAGUGUUCUUUCUUUAUGUGCAAUGUGAAUGAAGCAUUUAAAACUUGCACUAUCCAAGAUUCAGAAAUUUUGCCAAACUUGGUGGAGAUGAAUUUCGAUUACUGUGACAUGGUGGAAUUGCCAAAUGUGAUUUCUUACAUUGUGUCCCUAAAGAAGGUUAGUAUUACAAAUUGUCAUAAGCUUAGUGCACUUCAUGAAGGAAUUGGAAAAUUGGUUAAUUUGGAAUCAUUGAGGCUAAGUUCAUGCAGUGGUUUAUUAAAGUUGCCAGAUUCAAUCACAAAUAUUCCUAGGCUAAAGUUUCUUGACAUCUCUGGUUGCAUAAGCCUUGGUCAGUUACCUGAGAAUAUGGGUGAGUUGGUGAAACUAGAAAAGGUGAAUAUGAGAGGCUGCUCUAGUAUUAGUGAAUUGCCGGCAUCAGUUAUGGAUCUUGAGGGGUUAAAGCAUGUGGUUUGUGAUGAAGAAACUGCUGAAAAAUGGGAACCUUUUAGGACCAUUCUUGGUGAUAUAAGGAUAGAGGUUGUUCAAGAAGAUUUCAAUUUAGAUUUUCUUUAUAAUCAGUAG